Pyrenophora tritici-repentis Pt-1C-BFP is the source of this 519-nucleotide messenger RNA. The record is from RefSeq and is a predicted model, not a curated record. Lineage: Eukaryota; Fungi; Ascomycota; Dothideomycetes; Pleosporales; Pleosporaceae.
AUGUCUACAUUAUCUCAUUUUCCCCGUCUUACUGACGCAGACUUCGACCAAGCAUGCUACGCCUUGUCACACGCCUUUGAGCAGCAGCCUGACUCUUCUCGAGCAUGGCAUUCGGUCCGUGUCAUAGACUCGGCCGCCACCACUCUUGUCCGCAUCACCAAAGCACUCUCAACCACGCCAGACGUCCCCGCCAGCACCAACAUGGAGAUGGCAAAGCAAGACAAUGAUGAUGAUGAUGAUGAUGAUGAUGAAAUGGAAGAAAUUUUCCAAGACGAUCCGGAAGCCCUUUCCUCGACUUCAGCACCAUGCAGCCCCACGGUCGACUAUGACGUGCUUCUCUCCCCAACCUACCGUGUCCCCGUCCUCUACAUCAGCAUCCAUGAUGCCUUACAUCGUUAUCCCCCAACACUUGAUACACUGUACCGCCAUGUCGUUCCAGAAGGCCUCUGGUCGCAGACGCAGGAAGUUGGCAUAAUUGGCGGCAUCACGAUUACGGUGAGACUAAUGGACCAGCAAUAA